Messenger RNA from Coffea arabica (coffee), 2079 nucleotides. Its product is annotated as probable transmembrane ascorbate ferrireductase 4. Gene Ontology annotation, molecular function: oxidoreductase activity. NCBI's taxonomy places the organism in Eukaryota, Viridiplantae, Streptophyta, Magnoliopsida, Gentianales, Rubiaceae. The record is from RefSeq and is a predicted model, not a curated record.
CCAACAAGUCUAAUGAACUAAACAUACGGAUGGCAGAUUACAGCCAUAUUCAAGCACAGUUAUCUCAACAAGAAGCAAAACCACCGACUCCUUCCAUUUAAAGUACAAUUUCAUAAUCCUAGCAGUAAUUCUGGAAGUACAUUUUACUACUUUCUCCUACCUUUUUUGGCGGUUUCACUGUUACAAAUUAUCCAAAUUUAGAUCUAAUUUUCUGGGCUCUGUCGGUGAAGUUAGUAAAGCUGAGCUCUGAUGUUUCUCUGACAUUGUACCACGGUCUACAGCCCUUUAAUGCUUACAUAUUGACCAUGGUUUCAGUGCCAUUUUCUUCACUCUUUCUGCAAGUCUCUGCUAGACUUUCAGCUUGUAUAGUUGCACUUCUUGUAGUUAUUUGGGCCCUUUACUUCAAGACCAGCUUCAUCCCUCGUUCUUCCUCCCAAGAAGACCUCAUUUAUGCUAUCCUGCAUCCUUUGUUAAUGGUGAUUGGUUUCAUUCUUGUUAGUGGAGAAGGUAAUGCAAAUUCUGUUGAUGGGAUUUGCUUUUGUGGAGCAAGAAAUGCUUUUAAUUGUUGGUUUUCUAACAUUUUGCUUUCUUUUUCAGCAAUUUUGGUGCACAGGUGGUUGCCUGGUUCAAGAAAUCUGAAAAAAUCAGUGCACUUGUGUCUUCAAGGUUUGGCUUUGGGUUCUGGGGUUUUUGGGAUUUGGACAAAGUUUCAUAGUCAAGAGGGGAUUGUGGCCAAUUUCUACAGUUUGCAUUCUUGGAUGGGUCUGAUUUGUAUCACUCUGUUUGGUGCUCAGUGGUUGCUGGGCUUUCUGAACUUCUGGCAUAAAGGAGAGGUGCGAACCACGAGGGUGAGAGUCUUGUCAUGGCAUGUCUUUCUUGGCCUCUACACAUAUGCUUUGGCAGUGGUAACAGCUGAGACAGGGCUUCUGGAAAAAUUGACAUUCUUGCAAACCAGAGGAGAUGUAUUGAGACGUUGCACCGAGUCGAUGGUUGUGAACGGUUUAGGACUUGGAUUGGCCCUUCUGAGUGGUAUUGUAAUAUUAGCAGCAGUUUCACCAAAGCAUGAAGCUCCACACUUUAAGAUGAUGUACACAAACAACAAAUGGUUGUCUUCUCAGUAACAAGUCUUAGAUUGACGAUAAAGCCAGGAAAAGCCGAGACCUAGCCAAGGUUCUUGAGAAAGUUGGACGAAUGUGGAAGAGGGACCAAAACAUCAGAUUUCUGGCCGCUGAAGUAGCAACAACUGCUCCUAGAGAUCUUCUGAUGCCUCUUGGAUGUGGAGGAAAGUACUUGCAUUGAGAUCUUUUGCUCAACCUUACGUUCAGAUAGUCAUAGGGAACGGACAAAUGACAAAUAUUUAGUUCUGAAUCAUGGCAUCCAGUUGGUCUUUUGUCCAUGGAGUUUUCUGGGAAUCUGCUCCACUCUUUUGGCUGCACAAUGUAUCAUUCAGCGAUCUACUGAAGGUCAAUUGAAAUGUCCUACUGGAAGACAAGUUACUAGAGAAGUCAAGUAAAUGGUGGAGGCAACUCCUGGUGCAUUGGCUCCACUGUCUGUGCAGGCUGAUCAUCUUCAAUGGGUGAUAGACAGUGCUUCUGGUGUAUUUUCAGUAAAAUCAGCAAUGGACAAGUUGAGGUUGCAGGGGUCUAGAGUAUACUGAUAUCAGCUGGUAUGGGGAAAAAUAAUUAUUCCCUGAUUUUGAGAGGGACCGACUGAGGAAAUCGGGGAUCGACUAAAUGAGUAAAUGUGUGUCAUUCUCCGAAGCUGAAGAGAGCAUAGAGCACUUGUUGAUUGUAGAGUCUCAUAUAAUGUAUGGAAGAAAGUAAAGUGGGAUAUAUUGGAGAAGGAACUUCAGUUGGUGUCUCACCAUUGGAUUGGCAAGACAUUUGUCCAGCAAUUCAAAAGGCUUGCUUUUUCUCUUAGAAUGAACUGGAGAAUCUAUCUCAUGGUUGAUCCUUGGUCAUACCCGUGUGUACUUAAUCUCUUACUAUAUGAUUUAGUUCUCAGUGGAUAUAAUUCAAAGGUAGGUUAUGUAAGUUAUUUUAGACACUUCUUCUACCUCUAAAAAAUUUUUGUUUCGUG